AGCCGCGCUCCCAUCGUCAACAGGAAACGGGGGAAGCGUCCUUGGAGAUGUUGUUAGUGCCGCUAACUUUGGCAUCUUUGUCCCCCUCUGCGUACACAAUGUCUGCGCCAAACAACUGACAACUGACCCGCGCUGUCUCAGCGGCUAAUGAGAAAACGAAUAAAAGUUUGGCAGUAACCAUGACUGCAGCUCUCAUAGGAGACCAGCUGAUCCUUGAAGAGGACUAUGAUGAGACCUAUAUACCCUCUGAACAAGAAAUCCAAGAGUACGCACGAGAGAUUGGUAUUGAUCCCGACAGUGAGCCGGAGCUCCUGUGGCUGGCCAGGGAAGGCAUUGUUGCCCCUCUGCCUCCCGAGUGGAAGCCUUGCCAAGAUGUGACGGGCGACAUCUACUAUUUCAACUUCUCCUCGGGCCAGUCCACGUGGGAUCACCCCUGCGACGAGCACUACCGCCGUCUGGUGGCCCAGGAGCGCGAGCGUGCUCAGCUCGCGGCCACCGCGGGAGGCACGGGGGCCAAGAAGGACAAGGAGAAGAAGAAGAAGAAAGAAAAGAAGGAGAAGAAAGAGAAGAAGAAGAAGGAGACGCUCAAGACUCCCGGUGCAUUGAGUUCAGCCUUGGGACCCCUACCAUCCCCACUGGGCAGCCUGGCUCCUCUGAGAGGUCUGGAUGCCCCGGGCCCACUGCCUGGUUCUGCGCCUGCUCUCCGGCGGUCGCUCGGCAGCUCUGGGGGACUGGAGCCCCUAAAGACUUCCCUUGGAGGCACUCGGAGCAGCGGAGCAUCUAGUGUUUUGGGCAGCAGGCAGGAGGAGAGGGUGUCCCUCACUGUGCCUGGCUUUGAUGAUGAAGACGAUGAUGAUUAUGAGGACCAUGACGAUGAGAAAGUCUCAGAAAAUGAGCUGAGUCUCCGCAGUACAGACCGAUUAUUGAAGAACCUUCACCUGGACCUGGAUGACCUUGGUGGAGGCCUACAGUAUGAGGACAGUGAGGCCAGUGGUGGAGCUCCAGCUGAGGAGAGGACAGAGCCAGAGUUGCAGGACUUGGCUCUAUCUAGAGAUCACAGCGUCGAACCACCGUCCCAACAGGAUUCUUUGAGAGGCCGCCACCUCCUCCUGUCUUCAUUGGCGGGCAGUGGAAACCAUGUUGUCAGUGUGGAGGGGACAAGUCCUAUCAGCCCUCAAUCUAAACACUCGGCUCCACAGGAGGUAGCAGAGGAGUUAAAUGAGGUGGUGGAAGAGGAGGAGGAGGAGGGAGGAGAGUUGGAUGACAAGGAUGUUCAGGGAGAGAAAGGACAAGAUGAAGGAGAGGGGGAUGAGAUGGAGCUAGAGCAGGGAAGAAGUAAAGAGUCUAUAGAAAGCAAGAAGGAAGAGGUGGAUGAGGUGGAGGAGGAGUGCCGUAAAGGUGAUGAAGUGUCAGAAAACUUGAACCACAGUGAGAAGCAGGAGAGCGAUGAAAGAGAGGAAAAUGGCAGCGAUGAGGAGGUAGAAAGAUGCGUUGAAAGGCAGAACGAUGAGACCAAUGACGGAGACGAGAAUGUGGAGAGCGACGAGCCUGCUGAGAGUUUAAUGGAGGAGAAAGAAGAGGUGAAGGAAGAGGAGGACAACUAUGAGUUAGAGGAAGGUAGCGAUGAGGUAGUGAAAAAAUGCUUCAAAAGUGAUCAAGAUGGAGGGAGCGUGGAGGAGGACAAAGGGAGAGAUGAGCUUGAGAGGAGCAUAGAUGAGGAGAAUGAGCAGAAUGAGAGUGAGGAAGAGGAGGUGGAGGUAAAUACCGAAAGAGAGCAGGAGGAGGAGGAGAGCGAUGAAGCUCUGGAGAGAUGCUCCCUGAGCCAGAGGAAGCUGACAGAGAGUGACGAGGAGGUGAUAGAGAGAUGUGCACAGAGUGAAGGGGGAGAAACAGAGGGGGGAGGACCGGAGGUAGACGAGGAAUCGGAUGCCCAAAAGCCUCAAACUGUGCCGGAGAGUGAGGAGGAAGUCGAAGUUUUUGAGACCGGGGCGGCUCGAAUUCGACCAGCCGAGCUAGGCGAGGAGACGAUGCCGAGCGGCCGUAAAACUCUUGACCAAAAGAGAAAAAUUCUUGCCGGCAUGAUGAAGAACGUGACAAAAAAAUGCCCCCUUUCUCCAGAGGAGUCUGAGGCCAGCAAGAUCGUUGAGGACGCUUUAUUCUCCAUAGAUGGCAAGCUGUCGGAGAAAGUUCUGGACAUCAACGACCUGUCUGGCACUGUGAGUCCACUUGAGAAGGAUGACAAAGAGGACAGAAAAGAAGAGGAGGAGAAUGAGGAGGCAAAGACAAAGCCGGCAGAUGCUGCCAAGAGGUUUGUUGUUGUUUUGAUGUUCCUGGAAAACGGCGAGGACUAG
Messenger RNA from Larimichthys crocea (large yellow croaker), 2351 nucleotides. RefSeq names its product centrosomal protein of 164 kDa. Lineage: Eukaryota; Metazoa; Chordata; Actinopteri; Sciaenidae. Gene Ontology annotation, molecular function: protein binding. The transcript has 12 exons. The record is from RefSeq and is a predicted model, not a curated record. The coding region runs from base 180 to 2351 and encodes 723 amino acids.